Morchella sextelata is the source of this 1335-nucleotide messenger RNA. RefSeq lists its product as uncharacterized. The coding region runs from base 1 to 1335 and encodes 444 amino acids. Gene Ontology annotation, biological process: guanine metabolic process. The record is from RefSeq and is a predicted model, not a curated record. Gene Ontology annotation, molecular function: guanine deaminase activity; zinc ion binding. Lineage: Eukaryota; Fungi; Ascomycota; Pezizomycetes; Pezizales; Morchellaceae. The transcript has 7 exons. Gene Ontology annotation, cellular component: cytosol.
AUGGCACGCUUCACAACCCCAGCCGACAUCCCCUCGACAGUGGAGAAAUGCGUAAUCACCGGCACGUUCAUAGACGCGCCUACGCCUAAGGCGCUGAGGGUCAGGGAGAACUGUGAAAUUGUUGUGGACGCGAGGAGCGGGAGGAUUGAGGCUAUCAGUGAUGUAGUAGGGGUGGUAGGAAAUAGAAAGAGUGACGAAAAGGAGAAAGCGGGGGCCGAAAAUAUCGUGAGGGUGGAUAUGGGAGCGACACAGUCAAUCAGAUACACCUUCCCCGAAGAAGCCACCUUCACAUCCAUUACCCAUGCCGAGCGAAUCUACACAGCUCUUGUACGCCGCCUUCUACGGAACGGCACAACUACAGCUCUCUAUUUUGGCUCUAACCACCUCCCUGCAACCCAGGUCCUUGCUGAUACCUGUGCUGGAUCCGGACAGCGUGCUUUUGUGGGUAAAACGUGUUCUGACCAGUUCCUACCAGAGUACUACGUAGAGACAGCGGAUUCCUCGUUGAAAGAUACGGAGAGUUUUAUAACUUACUGCAGAGAAAAGUGGCCAUCAGAGGCUGGAUUGGUGAAGCCAGUUGUUACGCCGCGCUUUGUCCCGACUUGCUCUGCCGAGCUCUUAGACGGGCUGGGUAGGCUAGCAGCAAAGUAUAAUUGUCAUGUGCAGACCCAUGCUUCGGAAUCAGUUGAUGAGGUCGCGUGGGUGGCGGAGCUGUAUCCGAGCGAAAAGCGCGAUAUUAAGAUCCUACAAAGAUUCGGCCUACUAACAGAUAAGACCGUCCUUGCCCAUUGCUGCCAUCUUUACGACGAGGAGGUGGGGGAGGUUGUAAGGGCGGGUGCAGCUAUUACCAGUUGCCCCUACUCAAACAUCCUCUUUGCACGUGCCACGGUGCCGAUACCGCACUUUAAGUCGCUGGGUCUAAAGAUCGGGAUGGGCUCUGACAUUGCGGGUGGCAUGUCUUCUUCCCUGUGGACCAAUAUGCGUCUUGCCACGCUUCAAGACCGGAUCGACUCUUUUUCUCCGCGCGGUGGUGAUAAGCCCGCGGGGAAGGAGAACUGGGUCGUGGACUAUAAAUAUGCUUUCCACGUUGCGACCGUUGGUGGCGCGGAGGCGCUGGGCAUUGGGAAGGAGGUGGGAUUGUUUGAGGUGGGGAUGAGGUGGGAUGCGCUGCUGGUUGACUACGGGUUGGAGGAUAUGGCAUUUGAGAACCUGGGUGAUGAUGGGGUGAGCGUGGUAGAUGUGAGAGAUGGGUUUGAGAGAUUCGUAAACUGUGGUGAUGAUAGGAAUAUUGUGGGGGUUUGGGUGGAUGGGAAGAUGGUAUGCGAGAGGAAGUGA